AUGGAGCAUAUCGCUAAUAAAUCUCAAUUUGAAACAAUCAUUAAACUUAUUAGAGGAACAUACUAUUGGUUAGUUUAGGAAAAAUUUCUAAAAUUAUUCAAAUCGGUUUUUCAGGGGAGAAUGGACCAUGGAGAAUGAUCAAUUCCAUUUGGUAAAGAUGUCGUCUGAACAAUUGGAUUGUCAAGGAUCCAAACUUAUUGUCUUAAUGGAAGAAUCAUUGAAAAAUCUCAUUGGAGUUAUUAAAGUAAGUAUUAAGAGUUAUUUAUUCUAGAAAAGAACUCAUUAUAUUUCAGAUUGAUCCAAAUAUUUGUUAUGAAGACAAUUCAAAAUUUGUCGAUAAAUGCAUGCAAGUGUGCGAUCAUUAUGAAUUGAUUAUUGAAAUGCACCAAGAUACUGGAUCAACAUUAUUCAAUUCUGAUGAAACGGUUCGAAAUCCGGUACGUUUAUACUUUCAUCAAAAUGUUUAAUAGUGCAUUUUUUGAAAAAAUCAAACCGUCAUUAGAAUUGAAUAAAAAAAUUAUAAUAUUGCAACAAAUUUCCAACUUUCUCAUUUUCCAGUUCUCACUUUUCCAAUACAGGUCGGAUCUUAAAAAAAAAACAUUUGAGACUAAAAAUUCAAGAUUUUCAAUGAAAUUGACAUUUGAAAAUUUGGAACAUUUGAAAAUUUGGAAUAAAACUACAAUUAUGAAAAAGAGCAAUGUUCCGUUUCCCAUCCGCCAACAAAAUCAUUCAUUUUCCAGACAUUGUUAUCUGCAAUCGAAAGACGUGAAACCGUCCAGCCAAUUGAACAACAAAUUGGACAAAUUGACAAAGAAGAAUUUUAUGCAUCACUUGUUGAUCGAACUAUGAGUGUUGAACAAAAAUUGGAGCAGAAAUUGAAUCAAAACUCGGAAAUGGAUAGAUUGAAAAAAUUAUUCAACCAAAAAGCAACAAUAGCGGAAAAAGUGAGUUUACUUUCGAAUAACUAUGGCCAUUUUUUGAAUUGGUCUGAAGAAAUUGGGCCAGGUUUAAUUAAGUGAAUCCGAUUUAGAAGGAUUUUUGAAACGAACCAUGGUGAAAUAUUUUCAAUACAUUUUUUUUGCACCUGGCCCGAUUCAAAAUUUAUUUUGCCAAUUAAAAAACAAACAUUUUCAGAUGGAUAUUGUUCGGAUGUUGAAGAAAGCGGAUUGGACUCUAGAGGACAUGGUUUAUGUCGACCUCAAACCUCGAUUGGGAAAUAAUAUUUUCGACGUGAGUGUACAAUAUUUCGAAAAAUAUUCUCAAUUAUUAUGUUUUUCAGAAAUUGUGGUAUGUGUGGCGGUUUGAGUCGGAUGAAACAUUUCGCAGAAAACUCAUCGAUUUGUCGACAGAUUAUAUUAUUUCAGUUGAUUUGCUGAAAAUAAUUGCGCCCAUGUACAAUGAACAAUUGUACGAUGACGUCAAUUUUUGGUUGGACAAGUUGAGUUCGGAGACUAAUUCGUCUAAAAUUGUUGAUGUGAGUUUAAAAAUUACCUUUUUAUAAUUUUGAUCAAAACUUGUUUUUUAAGGAAAUUCGGGCUUUACGAAGAGAGAAAAGAGAGGAGAAGCAGAAAAAUGAGAAAAAGCCGAAAAAGGAGAAAAGAAAGUGAGUGAAAUCACUUCCACUAUUCAAUCGUCUUUGGGCCAUGAUCAAUUUAUUUGCUCUUUAAUAUUAUUUUUCGUGUUUUUAAUAAAACUUGGUCGCUUUUCAAAAAAGAUUUAAAAAAUUAAUUAUAUAUUUUGCAAUAAAAAAACUUACACUUUUCCAUUACAAAAAAAACAAAGAAUUCGAUGUUCAAACAUAGUUAACUCGAAAUCGAUCGAAUUCCGCAUCACAGUCCUCAAGAACUUGAAAUUUUCAUAUUUUUCUUCUGUUGAGAAUCGUCGAAAUUCAUCUGGAAAUUUGAAAAUUUCACGAAAACCUGCUCCAGAAGCUGAAAAAGCUCGAAAACCUGUUGGAAGACCAAGAUCGAAAACUGUUAGAGCUCAAAAAUGUGCUGAAAAUGAGGCGAAGUCUGAAAUUGCUGAAGAUAGUCAAAUAUCAUCUGGAAAAGCUGAAAAUUCAUCAAAUUCUGCUCCAGCGCCUGAAAUUCAACCUAGAAAUGCUGAAAAUCCUCGCACAUCUGCUCCGGGAGCUGAAAUUAUGGUCAAAAAAGGUUGGAAGAGCAAGAUCGAACUCUGUUAGAGCUCCAGAAUCUGCUCCAGAGCCUGAAAUUGCUCCAGAAGCUGGAAAUUGUGAAGUCAAACUCGAAAUAUCUGAAAAUCCACAAAAAUUGACUGAAAAUGUUGUAGAAGUGAAACUGGAAAUUGAGGAAGCGGAAUAUUCGAAUUUUGAAGUCAAAAUGGAAAUUGAGGAAAAUGAAGAAGCUGAAUAUCCGGGAAUUUUGAAAAAAGUGAGUUUUUUGAGCUGAAAAUUCGUGAUUUUCAGAUUUUUUGGGUCUAGAAAAUGUAAAAUUAUCUGAAAAUUCGAAAAUUUUAGAUUUUCAGCUCAAAAUUCAAAAUUUUUAUUUAAAAAUUUAAAAAUUUCAAAUUUUUUGGAUCUAGAAAAUGUAAAAUUAUCCGGAAAUUUAAAAAUUUCCAAAUUUUUACACAAAAAAUCAUAAAAAAUGUUCCAUCUGCUGACUAUUGACUUCAAAAAAUUCCACCAAAAAUCUUCAAUUUUUUCUAGUUCCUCUACGACGAGAAUAAUCCAUUCGUAAUCUGCUCUCGCAAUUUUGUCCCAUUAUAUCGUGGUCAACCAUUGUACAAAUGCUCAUUCUGCAGAGCAUCGUAUUCCGAAGGUUUGGAAAGCGAAUUGUGCGUGCGAUGUUUGUCAGAUAUCCAAAAUUGGCAAAAAUGUAUUGGGAUUGAGAAUUUCAACAUUAAACAAUUAAAUUCCUUUCAAUUCAAAUGUGUGAUGAUAAUUAAUUAA
Caenorhabditis angaria is the source of this 2908-nucleotide messenger RNA. The record is from the annotation of a GenBank genome assembly. Lineage: Eukaryota; Metazoa; Nematoda; Chromadorea; Rhabditida; Rhabditidae.